AACAGCUGGAAUGAGAAGAGGGAGGGGAGGCUGCGAUUGGCUGACAGUCAGUGGCAGGGUGUGGUGAGGCAGCACAGAUGAGGCAUUUACCUGUCCAGGUGAGUCAGGAGGAGGUCAGAAGGAGAGGCAAACAGUGGGAGGCCGUGGAAGUAGCCUCUGUUCACAUCUCUGCCCUUUGAAAGAAAAGGGUUCUCCUUUCUUCUCUUCGGCCCCAGCCCAGUGAAGGCCCAGCUUGGGAUACUCUCCGCUUCCCUUCGCUUCCCCUCUGGGAGCCCCUUUCACCACUCCUGCACCUUGCUUCGGGCGAUGCCUGAGAGGGAGCUGUGGCCAGAAGGGCCUGGCUCGGAACCUGGGACCCACAUCGGCAGCUGUGACAGCAUGACGAGCACCACCUCCAGCCGCUCUGGAUCUAGUGACAACAGCUACGACUUCCUGUCGGCUGAAGAGAAGGAGUGUCUGCUCUUCUUAGAGGAGACCAUUGGCUCCCUGGAUGCUGAGGCCGACAGUGUUCUGUCCACUGACGAGUCUGAGCCAGCAACAACUCCUCGCAGUUUCAGAGCACCUCCCUUCACUCCACUGGCUCCCCACGGAAACCCAGAGGAGACAGUUACUCAGCAAAGACCAGAGCCCAAGAGAGUGAACGAGACUUCCUCAUCCUCUCCUCCUGAGGCUCAAGGCCUGGGCCUCAGGUCUGGCUCCUAUAGCCUCCCAAGGAAUAUCCACAUUGGUGGAAACCAGAGCCUCAGGCAAAGCACCACCCAGACUAACAGCCACUUCCCUGCACGAGAGUCUGAGGGGCCCCUAGCAGAGCCCACAAAAGCAGAAGCCAGCCAGAGCAGUGAGCCACACAAGGCACCUGCCAGCCCCCGGAGGGCUAGCCUGCACCUGGACACAGAGCUCAUCCCUCCACCGAAGGCUUUCCAGGACGGCUGGCUGCAGCAGGGCGGGGAAGACAGCCUGCUCAAGGGGCCAGGAGAGCAGAGCCACGCACCCCCAAAGAGAGUGGAGGUCAUGUCUCUUACAGACAGCAAGAAAGGCACCCCAGAGGGCCCUGGACAACCACAGCCAACUCCUACCCGGUUGUCUCAAGAUGCAAGAGCUGAAGACACUUCCCUCCUAUUGGGGGAUGACACAAAUGGCCGUCUGGCCCCCCUCACUGCCCCAAAGCCCCGGAAGCUGCCUCCUAACAUUGUCCUGAAGAGCAGCCGCAGCAGUUUCCACAGUGAGCCCCAGAGCUGGCUGUCCCGCCAUGCUGAGGCUGGAGAUGCCAGCGCAGCCUCCUCGUCCCUGCAGGUGCAGAGGAAAGCACGGAGAGAAGCACUGAAGAAACUGGGGCUACCCCAGGACCAAGAGGAGCCCAGCCUUUCCCUAAGCCACUCUGCCAGUUUCAUCAGACACAAGAAGACCCAAGAUCAGGGCCCUGCUACAUUCCCAGCUCCAGCUCAGCCAGCAGCUCUUCCAGCUACAGGGCAGGCUCCAGCUCCAGCUCCAGCUCCAGCUCCAGCUCCAGCUCCAACAUCCUCUCCAGGAAAGGUUUGCACUACUGCCCAGGAAGCCCCUCCAGGGCCGGCCACAGCUCACAAAUCCAUGCCAAUUGCCAUCCCUAAGACCUCAAAGGCCAAUAGUCCCCCGACUAAGCCAAAGCCAGACUCAGGACUGACUCUCCAAGAGAGCAGCAUCCGAGGCCUGAAACAGAUGAACUUCAAGUUCAACACUCUGGAACGUUCAGGUGUCGGGCUGAGCAGCUACCUCUCAGCUGAGAAAGACCCCAGUCCCAAAACUAGCACCUCUCUAGGAAAGGACUCCGUCUUGGAGAAGGCGUCUCCCAGUGUGCUGCGCAACUCUCGGCCACGCCCUGCCUCCCUAGGUACUGGCAGGGACUUUGCAGGUAUCCAGGUAGGCAGGCUGGCUGACUUGGAGCAGGGCCAGAACUCCAAGCACCUUUCCUACCAAGGACAGAGCCGUGACAAGCUACCUCGACCUCUCUGUGUCAGUGUCAAGAUUUCCCCAAAAGGCGUCCCUGAUGAACACAGAAGGGAGGCUCUGAGGAAGCUGGGACUGCUGAAGGACUAGCUUUGCCACAGACUAAGCCACGGGAGGGACUCUCGGGUUCCACUAAGGAGCUGUUGCCACCUCAGAGCUCAGGGCUGGAUGGGGGCAGGCUUUCCUCAGAUGCCCUCACCGAGGCAAAGGGAAGGAGCUACUUGCAUCCAAACAUAUGUCCAUAUUCAGGGUCACUGGCCAUUGAGAGCCUCUAUGGACAUAGCUUCACACAGCAAGGUGUGUGCAUGCCUGUGUGUGACGAGUUGUAUAGAUUACCAACACUUUUUAUGCAACACAAGGAAUCUUCUCUCAGAGCUUUGCUUUUGUUGAGCUUUUCUUGCCAUGGGUAGAGUUCAGCCCUCCCCAGAGCUGAGUGGAGGGAGGUGGUGAAGCUUGAGAAGAGAAGUCAGAGGACACAAUGGAUAUGCCAGUUACUUGAAAAGUUACAUUCUGUGCAUCAAGGGUCUCAAGAAUCAGACUGGCUCACAUGCUGCACACUGUCUCAGCUCAGGCUGCCUGAACAGGGCCUAGAACCAAGAGAAGGUGGUUUAUCAUUUCUUUGCCCAUUGCCUUCUCAGUUGCACAUCCCUGUGACUAAACCUCUCUGCUCACAGAUUGCACAGCAACCCCCAUGGAUCUGAGAAGGCCAGAUAAAUAACCACACUCAUACCGCCACUUCUGCCUAGGGAGUCCUUGUUCAUAGGCCUGAUAAAUUCAGUGACAAACCAUGCUGCAGUCCAGGACUGACAUUCCUGCUCUUCCUGUUCCUCCUGCUCUCUCACUCCUUAUCUCUCUCCCUGACUUGAAGCUGGUCAGCUCUGAGGUGGAAGUGCCAUUCCAGAAGCUUUACAAGGACCACAGAACCGUUUUAGACCUUACAUGUGUGAUUGCAGCUAGUUUCAAAAGUCCUCAGUUCCCAUCCUAGAAUAUCAACACAAUGCUUAGAAUAUCAGUGCUCAGAGGAAUCGGGAAAGCUCACAUCCAGCCUUACUGGGGAGGGUAAGCAACUCACCAAGGCUAUUCUGCUGUUUAGUAACAGCAGAGGUGGGAACCCAGGCUCCCAACUGCCAUGUGGCCCUGCCUCCCUUCCCCCAAACUCUCGCCCAUCCAUGCAGACCUUAAAAGGCCAUGGUCACUGUCCAUUACUCAGCCCUGAGGCUCUUUGACAUCAAGUGUCUUCUGAAACAUCAAAGAUUAAAUGCUCAGGAUAAUA
Cavia porcellus (domestic guinea pig) is the source of this 3256-nucleotide messenger RNA. RefSeq names its product chromosome unknown C1orf116 homolog (gene CUNH1orf116). Bases 307 to 2073 code for a protein of 588 amino acids. Lineage: Eukaryota; Metazoa; Chordata; Mammalia; Rodentia; Caviidae. The transcript has 4 exons. Gene Ontology annotation, cellular component: cytoplasm. The record is from RefSeq and is a predicted model, not a curated record.